Molecule: messenger RNA, 3212 nt
Organism: Prosopis cineraria
Lineage: Eukaryota; Viridiplantae; Streptophyta; Magnoliopsida; Fabales; Fabaceae
Exons: 9
Coding region: 798-2819 (673 amino acids)
Source: RefSeq, a predicted model, not a curated record
CCCAGCUUUUCCCUUCUCUCUCCUUUUAUUUCCCCUCCUCUUCCUGUUUCUCUCUUCCCUGUUCUCCUUCUACAUCUCUCUCUGUGUGAAGGGACAAUUACGAUUUAUGACCCUGGGUAGCGUGGCGGGAAUAUCCCAUGAUGAAUCAUGCCCCCAAUUUACCCUUUUACCCUCACCCAUCCAGUAACAUCCAUUAUAGAUUUUCAAAUUACGAUUCUCACACGCCUUCUUCUCUUACGGCUCAUUGACAUUGACUCAAAUCCAGACAAACAGCUCUCUCCUUGACACGCCUUCCGAGCUAAGCAAUUGAAUUCUUAUCGCCGACGCUGGAUUAAUUGUCACAUUGAAUUGCUCUUGUUUUGGCCUGACCUUGCAUUUAUGUGAUUCUGGGUCUCAUUGUUUCGGUAUAUGUGUCUUUUCCUCUAGUCCCUUUUAAUUCAUUGAUUACAAUUAAGCCUCCCUUCUUCCUUCUCCUUGGUUCAGUGUACCCACCCACACGCCUCUUACCUUUUGCCAUGUUUUGAUUUUGUUAUGACUUUCCUCGGUGAUUACUACGGCCUAUAUACUCCGUUUUCAUGGAAUUCCCUUCUCGUAGGUGCUUUUUUCCCCCGUCUUCUAUCCUUCUGUUUUAUUUACAGCUUUCUGUAAAUGUCUUGGUUAGCUGAUUGGAUGUGUUGUUUUCCCCUCUCUUUUUUUUGCCUUGCCUCCUCCUCUUUUUUAACUUCUGGGAACUAAAGCUGACAUUAUUGGCGGGUUUGAACGAAUUUUGGGUCUCAAUAGCAUAAAGCGCGGUCUUGAUGGGGAAAGGUGACGAUGGGCGAUGCAUCUUUCCUCUUAGGAGUUUGCAAAUUGGAGACUUGCAGUCAUACCUCUCAGACCUUAGUCUUUUCCUUGCCAAUGAUAGUAAAAAAUUAUAUAUUUUGGUUGACAACCGACCAUGGUUGAGAGACUUGGGUCCUCGGAGCGCUCACUUGUGGCAGCUGAUGGUUACCAAGUCAAGGUUGUCUCCUUUUGCAAACACAAAAGCUCGAAGACAGAGAAACCAGGGAGAGGAUGUUUGUUCUGGACCAAGCACAAGUAAACCAAAGAGCUUUCUAAGAUGGUUCUCACUGAUUGAUGUGGUGAUGUCAUCAAGAAAGAGAGUUUUGCUGCCCGUUAAAAAACUAAGAAAUUCUUUGCAGUGGAGCAGUGAAUUACAUAGGACCUUGCAUGGCUUUAUUGUAUUUGAAGUUGAAUGGGCCUGUGUCCGUGGUAUGAGUUACUUGAAUGAGCUUCAGACUGACACCUCAUUGGCUAUAGAAACUAAAUAUAUGAAAAGAUGGGAAUUUGACAGCAUUGCUCAAGCCGCAAGCUGUAUGUCUUCAUGGUUUUCAGGAACACGGUCUGAACAGCUGCUUUUGAAAGAGUAUUUGGAUUCUGCCACAGGGGAACUCUUUUAUGAUGCUAGUGAAGAUCUUUCUGGGAGUAUACCUAUUGACAGUGAGGAUAAAAUGUGCAAUGGUAUGCUGAAUGUGAAGGAUGGUUCUGUUGACAGUCGGGGUAGCCAGUUUGGUGUAUAUUGUGAGAAUCAGGAACAGAUGGAAGACAUGCUGCACACGCCUCCACCAUCUGGACCUUACAAAAGGAGAAAAGUAAUGAAGUCCCUUGGUACUGGAGCUGGAGUUCAUAGCUACUCCAAGGAAAUGCCUGGGGGAAUUGAUGACGAUAGAAUAUAUAGUGGGACCUCAUGCGGUGUUUCUGAGAUUGUAGUGGAAAACACUCAGUAUAAGGAUGUUCUAAUACUGUUUAGGUUUGAUGACCAUGACCUUCCAUUUAAAUUAAGGGAAGUUAUAGUACCUGAUCUGCGGUUGCUUACAUUGUUAGAGGCUGGCCUUCCAUCUUGGGUCAUCUUCUUACAAUCUUACCCAGGAUUCUGUAAUCUAUAUCGGCCAUGGAUGUGCCCACUGGCAAGAAUUUUAUAUGCACUUAUCUCGGUUGUCACUGUCAUAAUAGGAUUUUAUGAUUUAUAUAAAAAUGUCCCUGUUCUUAAGGCAACUGCAUCUCGUAUAUGUGGGCCGCUUUUUGAUUGGAUAGAAACUUGGGAGAUGGUUUCAAGGAUAAAGUACUUAGGAACAAUGUUGUUUCUGCAUAACAUUCAAAAGGCUGUUAAGUGGUGUCUUGCCUUCACACGUACCACAAGAUCCUUUUUCUCUGUUCUUAUUCAACCUCUUGCGGAACCAUUGGUGGAGUUCUUUGGAUUUCUUCUUCCAAGCUGGAAUUUGUUAUAUAAUUUAGCAGAAAACAUGGGUUCUGUUGUUUGGAUUGGAAUUGAGACUUCCUACAAUUUUGUUGAGGAUCUACUGGAGCUUUUACUUUGGCCAUUGUGGUCUAUCAUCACUCUUUUUUGGAGCAUUGCCACUUCCAUCGUAUAUCCUAUCUUUUGGACUCUUUGGGAAAUCAUAUAUGCUCCAGUUCGGCUUGUCCUUGCAAUCUUGAGUUUUGUGGCUUUCAUAUGUACAACCAUAUAUAAUAUUCUUGGAGAGACAUGGCAGUUUGUUUCUGGCUUUUUUGUGGUGGCAUCAUCAUCUGAGGCAACACUUAGCACCUACAAAGUUUCCAUGUGGCGCUCUCUUUGGAAUGACCUUUUUUCUCAGAUUUUCCGUGCUGUCAGGAGUAUACUGAAUGGAUUUGUUGCCUUCUUCAUGGCCUGCAACAGGCAUCGACUAAGCAUUUAUAAUCACCUACAGGAGUUUAUCCGAAGACUAUAUUGUCAGAGACAGAGAUCACAACAGGCAGAUUUAAGAGAAGGUAGAGGAAAAGAGAAACUGCAUACUGGAUGAGGCCCAACGGAUUAGAGAUUUUUACUGUUUAUUGCAUUGCAACAUAACUAUGACAAACUUGACAUUGAACGGAGAACAGACAGAGCUCUGUGGUUUGUAAGAUUGCUGAUGCUGCAAACACAAUACCAAUUGCCUAUAGGAUUCUUUAGAUUCGUUUCUGCUUUGAACAAAUUUUGCUUGAAUGUUUACUAUAGGAUUAAGGCCUGUUGUUGUUUCCCUUUCUGAGCUAGCUUUAAUUUGUAAGUUAACCUCUGUUCGUUGACUUUUUUAUGGUCGAAGUUAUCAGAUGUAUAUAUUUAUGUAUAGCCAACCUGUACAUUCUCUUCAGUUGGCCGAAAAAAGAAAUGUAAAUACUCUUGAAGUUGUCUAUAGUCAUUGAUUUCUUCGAAUGUA